UAGUUUAGUAAGACGCCGUCGCGCGCGCACGCGACUGACGGGGGAGCGUUGUUCAUCGUUCAGUAUUGCUUUCGAUCGCGUUUUAUGUGAGUGCCACGUAUAUAAUUGCAGUAAUGUCAUUGAGUAAUGAAGAUGCGACACCACCGCCGAAUAAAAAGAUGAUGACUUGUGCAAAUGUAUCAGAACAGGCGCAUCAUGUAUCCAGAGCAAAACGGGGACAAGCAAUCGGGAAUAUUCGAGGCUUUCGAGGUUGCACAGUAUGGCUAACUGGACUCUCAGGUGCUGGCAAGACUUCCAUUUCGUUCCAGGUGGAGGCUAUCUUGGUGAAUCACGGUAUUCCAGCUUACGGUCUAGACGGCGAUAAUGUCAGAAGCGGUCUGAAUUGCAAUCUGACCUUUAGCAAACAAGAUAGAAAGGAAAAUAUUAGAAGAGUAGCCGAAGUAGCUAAACUCUUUGCUGAUAGCGGACAAAUUUGUCUCUGCAGUUUUGUCUCGCCUUUCGAGGAAGAUAGACAGAUGGCAAGGCAAAUUCAUAGAAAAGCUGACUUGCCCUUUUUUGAGGUAUUUGUAGAUACACCCUUGCAGGUUUGCGAAGCUCGUGACACCAAGGGCCUUUAUAAAAAAGCUCGGCAAGGCACCAUUAAGGGUUUCACUGGCAUUGAUCAAAUGUAUGAGAGACCUACAAAAUCUGAUUUAGUUGUUAAAACCGAGGAUUGCACUCCUGAAGAAUCUGCCGCGACUGUAAUCGAAUUUUUAGAGAAGCAUCAUAUCAUUCCACAUAUUGAAAAAUUUUCAAACCCGAUCAGGGAACUGUUUGUGCCGGAAUCAAAACUAGCUUCCACAAAAAUAGAAGCAGAAACUCUGCAAAGUGUAGAGAUCAAUGAACUUGAUGUGCAGUGGCUUCAAAUUCUGGCAGAAGGAUGGGCGUCGCCCUUAACAGGCUUCAUGAGGGAGUAUCAGUAUCUUCAGGCUCAACAUCUACGAUGUUUGCUUGAAAAUGGCAAAGAAAUCAAUCAAUCGGUACCAAUUGUUCUCGCGAUAAACACAGCUGAUAAGAAUCGUUUGGAAGAUUCUUUUGCCGUAACCUUGAGACAUAGAGGCAAAAUUUUAGCAAUUCUACGAAGACCAGAAUUUUAUUUUCAUCGAAAAGAGGAGCGUUGCAGUUGGCAGUUUGGUACAAACAACUUGGGUCAUCCAUAUGUCAGAAUGAUUUAUGAUUCUGGUGAUUGGCUGAUGGGCGGUGAUCUCGAAGUGUUGGAAAGAAUUAGGUGGUACGACGGACUCGAUAAAUACAGACUUACGCCGAACGAGAUUCGCGCCAAAUGUCGAAAAAUGAAGGCUGAUGCAGUGUUUGCCUUUCAAUUAAGAAAUCCCAUUCAUAAUGGACAUGUGCUGCUUAUACAAGAUACAAGGAGACGGCUGCUGGAAGAGCAGGGCUUCAAAAAUCCAGUGCUUUUACUUCACCCACUAGGUGGUUGGACAAAAGAUGAUGAUGUACCUUUACAUACCAGAAUCCUACAACAUAAAGCAAUUUUGGACGAAGGUGUGCUAGAUGUCGAUUCUACAUUGCUAGCUAUCUUUCCCAGUCCAAUGAUGUAUGCUGGACCAAUUGAGGUACAAUGGCAUGCAAAGGCAAGGAUGAAUGCUGGUGCUAACUUCUACAUUGUAGGCAGGGAUCCUGCGGGUAUACCACAUCCCAAUAAAGAUGCUACGCCUGAUGGUAACCUGUACGAUCCUAAUCAUGGUGCCAAAGUGCUGUCUAUGGCUCGAGGUCUUCAUAAUCUCGAAAUAAUCCCCUUCAAGGUAGCUGCCUACAAUACACAAACUGGUAAGAUGGCAUUCUACGAACCAGAACGGAAGCAAGAUUUUGAAUUUAUUUCAGGAACCAAAAUGCGAGGAUUAGCGAAAACAGGUCAAAAUCUUCCCAAUGGUUUCAUGACACCUAAGGCAUGGCAAGUGCUUGUGCAAUACUAUCAAAGUUUAGAUAAAAAAUAAAUUUAGGCUUGCUAGGGUAACAAAUAGAUAACAAGAAUUUGAUUUUCAGACAAUUUUAAAAUGAAGUUUUAUUAUAUCUUACUUAAAAUGUGUUUUU
This is a messenger RNA of Camponotus floridanus (Florida carpenter ant), 2091 nucleotides long. It is a transcript of the gene Papss, whose product is annotated as bifunctional 3'-phosphoadenosine 5'-phosphosulfate synthase. Gene Ontology annotation, molecular function: sulfate adenylyltransferase (ATP) activity; ATP binding; adenylylsulfate kinase activity. The coding region runs from base 114 to 1994 and encodes 626 amino acids. The transcript is spliced from 6 exons. Lineage: Eukaryota; Metazoa; Arthropoda; Insecta; Hymenoptera; Formicidae. The record is from RefSeq and is a predicted model, not a curated record. Gene Ontology annotation, biological process: sulfate assimilation; 3'-phosphoadenosine 5'-phosphosulfate biosynthetic process.